AUGUCAGCUCCUUGGGCUCGUGCCACUAGCUUCUUCACCAACAUUCCAGUCACUCUGGAUCCAGAAUAUAGUUAUGCACCAUACGAAGAGGUUGGCGGCAAGACUGCAGCCGAGGUUCUCAAACAAGUUGACAAGAUUCUUCAGACCACUAAUACCGUGCUCGAGAACCACAAGGAUUACCUACCAUCUACUCAGUUCUCCGAGCUUAAGAAGGCCUAUUGCAGGUACCAUUGGCAAAUGACCAACGAAUCGCAAGAGGAUCGCACAUACUACGACCAGCGUAUCAGGGAAAGUCGUAUAUUGUCCCAACUUUAUGCCGAUCGGGCAACCCAACAUGAUCGAGCAAAAAUUCUCCUACGGGAGGUGGAAACCUAUCAAACUAGGGUGUUGUCCGCAAGUCGGAAUGCACAACUAUCUGAAACAUUGGUUAAGUUCGAGGAUGAGUUGACUGAGUCUAUAAGCACUGGGUCCAAGGCAUCUGCCCUCCAAUCAUACACAUCUUGGUUCUCUUUAUUUGGUCGGCCUAGCCGUUCAUCGUCAACAGACAUUGAGAUCGGGCAGGCGCAGUCCGACCCCGCUCCUGCUUAUGAUGCCGAAGGUCUGUAA
This is a messenger RNA of Rhizoctonia solani, 606 nucleotides long. Its product is annotated as TPR-2 domain protein. The coding region runs from base 1 to 606 and encodes 201 amino acids. The transcript has 5 exons. Lineage: Eukaryota; Fungi; Basidiomycota; Agaricomycetes; Cantharellales; Ceratobasidiaceae. The record is from RefSeq and is a predicted model, not a curated record.